AUGGCAUCCAAUGCACCAGGUGCUUGUUGCACUGUUGGCACACUCCACGAGGGCACUCCAACAGGGAAAUCCGUCCAGGUUGGUGGGAAAAUCGAGGCAUACUUGGCCCUUCCCGCUGAAAACGAGGCUUCGCAGCGAGCUGUCUUGUAUCUUCCAGAUAUCAUUGGAAUAUGGCAAAACAGCAAGCUCAUGGCCGAUGCAUUUGCUCGCCAGGGCUACGCAUGCCUAGUCCUCGAUCUGUUCAAUGGUGAUCCGGCACCGUUAAACAUGCCGGAGGAUUUUGACAUCAUGAAGUGGCUGCAGGAGGGCACUGGCGGGAAGAACCCACACACCUCAGAGACAAUUGACCCAAUAGUCGUCUCCGGCAUCAACUACCUAAAAGGCCUUGGUAUUACGAAAAUUGCAGCAGCAGGAUAUUGUUUUGGGGCUAAGUAUGCCGUGCGUCAUUACAAGAGCGGGAUCCAAUGCGGUUUCAUUGCCCACCCGUCCUUUGUAGAAGCGGAUGAGCUCGCUGCCAUCACCGGACCGCUGUCGAUUGCUGCAGCAGAGUUUGAUGACAUCUUCCCAACAGAGAAGCGACAUGAAAGUGAAGCUAUUCUCGCUCAAACGAAGCAGAACUACCAGAUCAACCUGUUUUCUGGUGUUCACCAUGGCUUUUCCGUUCGCGGUGACCCGAAGAACGAAAAGGAGAAGUUCGGAAAAGAACAAGCUUUUUAUCAAGCGGUAUCUUGGUUCAACAGAUACUUGGAAGCCUUAGGAGUCUAA
Messenger RNA from Colletotrichum lupini, 765 nucleotides. RefSeq lists its product as uncharacterized. The transcript has 3 exons. The coding region runs from base 1 to 765 and encodes 254 amino acids. NCBI's taxonomy places the organism in Eukaryota, Fungi, Ascomycota, Sordariomycetes, Glomerellales, Glomerellaceae. Gene Ontology annotation, molecular function: hydrolase activity. The record is from RefSeq and is a predicted model, not a curated record.